This is a messenger RNA of Nematocida homosporus, 2583 nucleotides long. RefSeq lists its product as uncharacterized. The transcript has a single exon. Lineage: Eukaryota; Fungi; Microsporidia. The coding region runs from base 1 to 2583 and encodes 860 amino acids. The record is from RefSeq and is a predicted model, not a curated record.
AUGAGAAAUAUGCUUAUCUACCGUAAUAUGCCUUGUUUGCUUGGCAUGGGCAUCCUUCUUUGGGUUCUGGGUUUAGACGUUUCCUGUAGUCAAGAAAUAGAUAACCCGCCCUCGACACUGAGUUUCUCCGCACAUAAUCACAUCUGCUGGACUCUUGGCCACAUUCUGAGUGUUUCAACUUUUGGCGAUGCAAUUCUGAUCGGUAACAUUAAACCGGAUAUACGCUGUGACAUAGAUAUGCACAAUCUAGUGGUCGGGAUUGUCAAUGAUCAUGUGGUUCUAAGGCAACUUGAUGCGCAGCCUCCUGAUAUAUUAAGGGAUGCUGAAUGCUUACUGAACACAAUUAAUGUUCUUUGUGUUACUAAACUUACAAUUGACCACACCACACUUUAUGAAAGGUCGGUUAUAAAGAUAAUAGCACGGAUUUUAGUAAUAAUUGAUUGUUCUCGUCUUAUCAUUGAAAACUUGACCCCAACUAGUAAUGGGGCUAUUUUAUGCAAACUGGCGAGCGCUAAGCUUCCGGUCGUUGCCACGCCUACUAUGAAGAGGAAUAUAUCUAUCUGCCUUCGACUUGGUUCUUCUGAGAACUACAUUGGUCCUCGAGAGCGACACGAACAUAUUCUAAAGUUCAUCCUCACAGCAGUUCAAAACAAAUGGGUAAAAUGCAUAAGGCUAGAAUCUCCAUGCAUCACGAAUUUAAGGGUUCUUGAAAUAGUUAAUUGGUGCGAUAGUUACAUUUUAAACCUAAUGACCGAUAGCCUAGCCGAUGUUCACUUUAUAGCGAAAAACCAGGCACAAGCUUAUUAUUUACUCCUCCGUCGCUAUAGUUGUACCUUGAUGGGCAAUUAUUGGUUAGAAAAUCCGAAGAACCAACCGCCGCCGGGUUACCUUGAACAGCAGCGCCGCUCUAGUUUUAGUCUCUUCUUGUUCCUUCAAGCCAAUCCCGGGGUUUAUCUGGCUUUAGAUUUAUGUACAGCUAUUCUGCUUUUGCUGAUAUGCCCUUCCGCCAUACCCUUCACCUACCACGUCAACUCUAUUAGUAUCUACGGCCAAAAACUAGGCCCGCGCUGGCUCAUUGAAGAGAUCGCCCACAAAAUACUAAUCCACGCUAGAUCCCACUAUAAUAAGUCAAUAGAAGGAUCCAUGAGGUCCGAUGCCAAUCCAAGAAGAACAGAUGCCAGGCUAUACAUUCCAUGGCUUACUGCUAAGCAGGUAAUAAUCAUGGCUGAACUGAAUAGGCUGAUUAUGCCAGAAAGUGACAUCGAGGUGAAGCAAGACAUAAUCGCUGAUAUUGUCCCUCUUUUUGUCCAGGUCACAAAAAUCGACCUCACCUUGCAAUGUAAACCCCGUUCUCCGAGUGAAGAUCAACUCUUGAAGCUACUCCACCAUACAGAUGCCCGGAUUUUAUACAUUGGAUGCAUUACCAACCCAAUCCUCACUCUAACCGAUAUGACCAGCAUCACGCGAUUGUACUCGGUAAAUGUCAUCAUUGCCCCAAAAAGCCUCGUCCGCGCACGUAUAUACUGGGCUGACUUUUUCCAGUACAUCGCAGAUCUGUUCAUUGAAACCGUUAUCGUUAUGAUCAACCCGAAAGAGUCAUGUAAUAAUGUCUGUUUCUGUUUAGAGACAAUCCUGCAUGGCAUUCUAAAGUCUAGAUGUCCAAGUCGACGACUGUUAUUUAUUCCCGAUGAGAAAGCGCCAUCAGAAGAACGGUCAGAAGAACUGUCAGAAGCACCAUCACUAUUCCAUGCCAACCGGACCAGCUCGAACCCGAUAUUGUUUGACUUUGUGUUAAACUAUCUUGAUAUUCACAACCAGCCAGCAUGGCUAAUUGAGCUAGUAUUUGGUUGUUUACGCUUCACUAACCCAAAUACUUGCAUUACUAUUACCGGCCUCUAUGAACACGGCAUUGACCUCGCCCAACUUGCUAAGAUCCUGCCGUCAUUAACCAAGAAGGUGCACCAUUCUAGCAUUACCUUGACCUUAUCUCAUAUGGAUGUUUUUGGAUGUAACUUUUUGGACACUAUCUUUCGCGAUUAUAAGGGCGAGUUGGCUAAGCUUGCAUCAAAAAUUGUACUUACUACCAAGGCCCAGACCCCACCCCUACACCUUAAUGUUUCAUUAAUCUAUUACUCUAAUAUUCUCCACCAAAUCUGUGCUUUCAGUUCAACAUAUCCAUUUGUUAAACAGCUUCAGGAUAAUAUAUCUAAACACAUCUGGAUAAGCAUCAAUAUCUACGGCCUAAUCAAUUUUGAUCUCAUUAAAACCCGCGUGCUGUUACAGCCCCCCAUCAAGCUCCAAGCCCUCUCUAUCGUUGGUGUCGUCAUUGACGAACCUCCAUACUACAACCCUGGCUUCCGUACCUUCUUAGGCCAUGUCACUAUUGUCUCCUCCAAAACCCAACCAUCUAACAUAAGUAACGCAACCCUCCAGGCAAUCUCCGAGACAAAACUCUAUGAAUGGAUAGAUCUUUCUUUCGGCCGACCCUACCCAGUAAUUAUCCCAAUGAAAGAUAUACCACACAACAGCGGCAGAGGCAUGCUCGUCGCCACCCAAUGCCCAGUCCAAACCGCUCUUUUAUAA